GUGACAAGCCCUAUAUAACACCAGCUGCCACCAGACCUCCUCAGCUGCCCACUCCUCAGGGUCCAGAGAGAGACAGCAUGGCUGCUCGUCACUUCAACCCUCUGUUCUUGGCCUCCCUGCUGGCCCUGCUAGCCCCAGUUCCUGCUCUGGAGAUUGAAAACCUGGGAAGACUGAAUACAAGUUUAUCUGAAAUCCUUAAUCUCCACUCCUUUGAGCUUCUUGCCGAGGCAAAUGGAGCCGAUGACCAUGAGAAGUUGAACAUGACGAGUCGCCUUUCAUAUGGAUCAACACACGAGAACAACAUCAGGGAUUGCAGUGAUCUCCCUCCUAACAGCCCCAGUGGCACCUACGCCAUCCAGCCCCGGGGGUAUAAGGUCAUCAUGGUGUACUGCGAGAUGGAUGAGUCAGGUGGGGGCUGGACCGUGAUCCAGAGGAACCGGCAGGACACGGAUGUCAACUGGGCCGAGACCUGGAGCGCCUACAGGCAAGGCUUUGGGAACUUGAAGGGUGAAUUCUGGCUGGGCAACGAGUACAUCUACCAGAUCGCCAUGCAGAGGUCCUACCAGGUCAAGUUUAUAAUCUGGGAUGCUUCAAACAACAAGCUGUUUGCAGACUACAACAUGUUCCGCCUGGACGAUGAGUCCCAGGGCUACAGGCUGAGGCUGGGGGCGCACUCGGGGACAGCAGAGGAUGCCAUGGCCCUCUUGAACAACUCCAUCAUCCACGACAACAUGAAGUUCUCCACUAAAGAUCGAGAUCAGGACACUUUCAGUGGGAACUGUGCUUCCAACUCUGGGGGUGGGUGGUGGUACUCGGCGUGUUACUCUGUGCUGCUGAAUUUUGAGGGGCCCCUGACAUGGGGAGACUCGUGCCAGGCGAACUGCCAAGCCUCUACCAUCCUCAUCAAGCCCCUCAAAUGCUAGCUGCAUUUUAAUUUCCUUUCUGUCCAACCUGUGGCCAAUUCUGGCUCUGCAAAGAGCCAGAACAAGGCAAAACUUGCCAUGACCAAACCAGGGGGUCUUUGCAGAGGUUGAUCAUACUUAGCUACCAAAGAAAUAAGGCAUUUUUCACUUCUUCUCCUUCCUGUACCUUCUCUCUACGACUGUGUCUAUGUCCUCUUGUUCAGAGUCAGAUCACUUUAAUUAUGUUAAUAAUCAGAACAGUCUCUUGGAAACUCAGAAGUCUCCAGAUCAGUUGUGUGCUUCAUAUAAAAUGUGAAAUGGUCAACACAAUAGACUUUCAUGGCUUUAUUAGUUCAUUUACAUCCUUAAUUUCAGGGAAAUUACCUAAUUUUCACUUGCUGAAGAUCUUGCUCAAGAUAUUAACAUGCACAGUCAACUUCCUACUCUGAAUCUCCUGUACGUAGGGCUUAACAGAUGUUAGAUUGUCAAAUAAAUCAGUAUGCAAAGAA
Messenger RNA from Myiozetetes cayanensis, 1411 nucleotides. Its product is annotated as fibrinogen-like protein 1-like protein. Bases 78 to 923 code for a protein of 281 amino acids. The transcript has 4 exons. Lineage: Eukaryota; Metazoa; Chordata; Aves; Passeriformes; Tyrannidae. The record is from RefSeq and is a predicted model, not a curated record.